GUCUAUCAUACUUCUUUCAGAAGUUCUUAACUUCAUGAUUAAACACAUUUCCACGUCAAAAACUUAUCCAAUCUCCUAACCAUCUUAUUUAAUUUUUCUUCUUCCACGAUCCCUAUAAAUACACCCAUAGUUCCGCCACUUUAAUCACAAACAUAAGCUUAAUUAACUCCUAUCUAAUCUUCCAUUGAAUCAGUCGAAAAUGGCGGUUGAUCUUUCUCCCAAGUCAGCCGAGAAGGUUUAUGAAAGCAAUGGUGGCUCCUACUCUAGAUGGUCUGAUCUUCCCAUACUAAUCAAAGAGAACAUCGGCACCGCCAAGCUUUCUCUUCUCAAGGACGGUUUUGCUCUACCGAGCUACUCCGAUUCCUCUAAAGUCGCUUAUGUUCUUCAAGGUGGCGGUGUGGCAGGAAUUGUCUUACCGGAAUCAGAAGAAAAGGUAAUUGCAAUCAAGAAAGGCGAUGCACUCGCAUUACCAUUCGGUGCAGUUACAUGGUGGUACAACAAAGAAGACACAGAACUUGUAGUCCUUUUCCUCGGAGAUACCUCAAAAGCCCAUUUACCCGGCUUUUUUGCUGAUUUUCACCUCAUCGGCUCUAACGCCAUAUUCACCGGCUUCUCCUUGGAGUUUAUCAGCCGAGCAUGGGACCUAAAGGAGGACGAAGUCAUAACCCUAGCCCGAAGCCAACCCGACCAAGGAAUUAUCAAGCUUGAAGACAAUUUCAAAAUGCCUGAAACCAAUAAUGAACACAGACAAAGUUUGGUAUUGAACUGCGAUGAAGCUCAACCUGAUAUUGAUGUUUAUUACGGAGGCAGAGUUGUGGUGUUAAACACCAGGAAAUUUCCUUUACUAGGAAAAAUCGGACUCGGUGCCAAUUUCGUGACAUUGGAGGGGAAUGCAAUGCGCUCUCCAGGAUUUUCCUACGAUUCUGCUCUUCAGGUUAUGUACAUUGUUCGAGGCAGUGGUCGUGUUCAGGUUGCCGGAGCAACCUGGGAAAGAGUCCUGGAAUUUGAUUUGAGUGCAGGGUGUUUGUUCAUCAUUCCGAGGUUUCUCGUAGUUUCCAUGAUUGCUAAUUCUGAAGGAAUGGAAUGGUUCUCUGUUAUUACAACUCCUGAUCCUGUUUUCACCUAUCUGGCUGGAGAGACUUCAGUUUGGCAGGCUCUGUCUCCUCAAGUUUUUGAGGCAUCAUUUAAUGUGGAUUCUGACGUUGCACGGCGUGUCCGUGACAGGAAGACUUCUGGUGCAGUCUUCUUCCCUCGCCCAUACUGAAGAAAGCUAUACUUAGAAUUUGUACCACGCCCUCUACUUUUACUAAAAUCGGUCCACUCAAUUCACCACAAAGAAUUAGGAAUUAUCUUUUAAUAAUGUAGUAAGUGGUGUAAUUUUCAUACUGAAUAAGGAUGUUAAUUGAUUGAUGCUGUCUUUAUUGAUUGGAGAU
Mercurialis annua (annual mercury) is the source of this 1433-nucleotide messenger RNA. Its product is annotated as glutelin type-D 1-like. Bases 200 to 1264 code for a protein of 354 amino acids. Lineage: Eukaryota; Viridiplantae; Streptophyta; Magnoliopsida; Malpighiales; Euphorbiaceae. The record is from RefSeq and is a predicted model, not a curated record. The transcript has 3 exons. Gene Ontology annotation, molecular function: nutrient reservoir activity.